AUGACGGACAGGAACGCGGCGAUGGAGACGGCGGCGCCGAAAGCUCCGGUGACGGCGGAGAGGAGGCUUAGAGGAGACCUUGAAGAUAAAAUCCCUAAGGCUUAUAUGGCUAGAGCAAUGGCAGCGCCAGACGCUCAUCAUCCAGAGGGAUCCAGAGACCAUGAUCCUCGUGGUAUGAGUGUUCUUCAGCAGCAUGUUUCCUUCUUCGACAGAAACAAUGACGGCAUCAUCUAUCCAUGGGAAACCUAUGCAGGGUGUAGAUCUAUCGGCUUCAACCCGUUACUUUCUUUGUUCAUGGUGGUUCUUAUUAACGGGAGUAUGAGCUAUUCUUCACUCCCAAGUUGGAUACCUUCUCCAUUGUUUGCUAUCUACAUCAGCAACAUACACAAAAACAAGCAUGGGAGUGACUCUGGAACUUACGAUCCCGAGGGCAGGUUUGUCCCCUCCAACUUUGAGGCCAUUUUCAGCAAGUUCGCUAGGACGGUGCCUGACAAGCUCUCUUUUGGUGAGAUGUGGGAGAUGACAGAGGCCAAUCGAUAUGCUUAUGAUUUCUUUGGAUGGAUAACUUCAAAGCUGGAAUGGAUAUUUCUGUACAUGCUGGCGAGAGACGAAGAGGGUUACCUAUCGAGGGAGGUCAUCAGGCGCUGCUUCGACGGGAGCUUGUUUGAGUACUGUGAGCAGCAGAGAAUAGCUCAUGACAAGAAAAUGUUGUAGACUCCCACCCCCCUCUAAAUUUCUCAAGUAAUUUGGUUCUGUGAUGUUGGGGUUAAUUUAUAAGUCUGUGUGUGCGUGUGUAGCUUGUAUGUGCUAGCUCAAUAAAUCCCACAGCGCCGAAUGUGAACGUACCAAUGGAAGAAU
Asparagus officinalis (garden asparagus) is the source of this 858-nucleotide messenger RNA. Its product is annotated as peroxygenase-like. Gene Ontology annotation, molecular function: monooxygenase activity; calcium ion binding. The transcript is spliced from 6 exons. The coding region runs from base 1 to 714 and encodes 237 amino acids. The record is from RefSeq and is a predicted model, not a curated record. Lineage: Eukaryota; Viridiplantae; Streptophyta; Magnoliopsida; Asparagales; Asparagaceae.